Messenger RNA from Panonychus citri (citrus red mite), 1199 nucleotides. RefSeq lists its product as uncharacterized. The transcript has a single exon. Lineage: Eukaryota; Metazoa; Arthropoda; Arachnida; Trombidiformes; Tetranychidae. The record is from RefSeq and is a predicted model, not a curated record. Bases 194 to 784 code for a protein of 196 amino acids.
GGCCUUCCUCUGUCGAUUUUGACCCUUUUAAUGAAGACCUAACCUAACCUAAUUUAAACAAACACAGGGAUAAGUGUGUUGGAUAGCUAUUAGCUCCACCUCCAACCAUUAACGCUCAUCUUACCAAAUUUUAAUCUGAGUAAGUGAACGUUUCGAGCAGUUAAAAUUUAAAGUAUUAAUCACGAUUAAAACAAUGAGUUUCAAACCAUUUAUGGUCGUUAAUUUCUUUUCGCUCACCACUAUAUUCAUGGUUCUUAUGCCAUCUUUAUCCCACCAAUAUACUGGUUCUGGUCUUGGUGCUGGUUCAGCUUUUGGUCCUGUUGCUGGUUCAGGUUUUGGUUCUGGUGCUGGUUCUGGUGGUUAUGGUCAGGGUUCUGGUGCUGGUUCUGGUUCUGGUACUGGUGCUGAUUCAGGUUUUGGUCCUGGGGCUGGUCCUGGUGGUUCUGGUCAGGGUUCUGGUGCUGGUGCUGGUUCAGCUUUUGGUGCUGGUUCUGGUGCUGGUUCUGGUGCUGGUUCUGGUGCUGGUUCUGGUGCUGGUUCUGGUGCUGGUUCUGGUGCUGGUUCUGGUUAUGGUCAGGGUUCUGGUGGUUGUAGUCAGGGUUCUGGUGCUGGUGCUGGUGCUGGUGCUGGUUCUGGUGCUGGUGGUUAUGGUUAUGGUCAGGGUGCUGCUGCUGCUGCUGCUGCUGCUAGAGGUCAGUCUCAAAGGGGAGUUUCAACAACCUCCACCAACCAAACAUCCUUAGCUAUUGAAAACUUUCAGCAAUUUGGAUCUCAAUUGAGAUAGUAAAUCAAUUCAUUUUGUUCGAAAAUUGAGUUUUGUUGUACACCGAAGUUAUUUAGUAUAAAUUUUAUUAGAAAAUAGAAUAAAACUGAUUCGGAUACAACACAAGUUUAGUUUUGUCGAUGAAACAAAUGAAAUAAGACAAUUUAUCUUAGUAUAUAAAAUAAAAAGAAUAGAAAAUGUAAAAAGUUUAAGAAACUUUACUUGACUCUUAAUAAAAUGUGAGUGUCGUUAGAAAGGAAAAGCUUGGGUUUUUAAAGGAAGAAAAUAGCCGUCAUCAUUCAAUCAUUCGAUUUAGUUAAAUUACUAACUAUUUAUGUGUCUAAUUAAUUAAUAUUAUAAAUAAUAAAAAUCUAAAUCUGCUUCUUGAUGAUAAAAUUUCUUUUCAUGACCUUACAUACAUUAUGAAAUAUUAUCA